Molecule: messenger RNA, 387 nt
Organism: Symsagittifera roscoffensis
Lineage: Eukaryota; Metazoa; Xenacoelomorpha; Acoela; Convolutidae
Exons: 1
Coding region: 1-387 (128 amino acids)
Source: RefSeq, a predicted model, not a curated record
AUGAAAAGAGCGGGACUAAAAUUCAAGCCAUCAAAGUGCGAGAUACUCAAGGACUCGAUUAAAUACCUGGGGAGGAUGGUGGAUGAACAUGGCAUCAGACCAGACCCAGACGCAUUAGAAGCGGUGCUGACUUGGAAAUCACCAAAAACAGAGCAUCAACUGAUGAGCUUCUUGGGUUAUGCGAACUAUUACAGGGAAUUCAUUAAGGGCUAUGCGAACAAAAUGUACCCGAUGCAGCAACUCAUGAAGCACAAAGGCAAGAAAUUCACGUGGAACAACGAGGCAGAAGAGUCAUUCCAAAGAAUAAAGAAGGAGUUGUGUGAAGCACCUGUGCUAGGUAUGCCAACGGAAAAAGGAAUGAUGCAGCUUGCGGCGAGGACUGGUUGA